Messenger RNA from Varanus komodoensis (Komodo dragon), 651 nucleotides. RefSeq names its product calcium binding protein 7 (gene CABP7). The coding region runs from base 1 to 651 and encodes 216 amino acids. Gene Ontology annotation, molecular function: calcium ion binding. Lineage: Eukaryota; Metazoa; Chordata; Lepidosauria; Squamata; Varanidae. The record is from RefSeq and is a predicted model, not a curated record. The transcript has 5 exons.
AUGCCUUUCCACCCAGUGACCGCCGCCUUGAUGUACCGGGGCAUUUACACCAUUCCAAACAUCCUUGCCACGGAGCAGCCCCCCGUCGAAAUACCCGAAGACGAGCUGGAAGAAAUCCGUGAAGCAUUCAAAGUCUUCGACCGCGAUGGCAACGGCUUCAUCUCCAAGCAGGAGCUCGGCACGGCGAUGCGGUCCCUCGGCUACAUGCCCAACGAGGUGGAGCUAGAAGUCAUCAUCCAGAGACUGGACAUGGAUGGUGAUGGACAAGUAGACUUUGAGGAAUUUGUGACGUUACUCGGCCCCAAGCUCUCCACUUCCGGCAUUCCAGAGAAAUUCCACGGCACUGACUUUGACACUGUCUUCUGGAAGUGCGACAUGCAAAAGCUGACGGUGGACGAGCUGAAGCGGCUGCUGUACGACACCUUCUGCGAACACCUCUCCAUGAAGGACAUCGAAAACAUCAUCAUGACCGAGGAGGAGAGCCACAUGGGGAACGCCGAGGAGUGUCCGGUCGAUGUGGAGACCUGCUCGAACCAACAGAUCAGGCAGACGUGCGUCCGGAAAAGCCUCAUCUGCGCCUUCGCCAUCGCUUUCAUCAUCAGCGUCAUGCUAAUUGCCGCCAACCAGGUGCUGCGAAGCGGGAUGAAGUAG